Messenger RNA from Paramuricea clavata, 2218 nucleotides. The record is from the annotation of a GenBank genome assembly. NCBI's taxonomy places the organism in Eukaryota, Metazoa, Cnidaria, Anthozoa, Malacalcyonacea, Plexauridae.
AUGGCAGAACAACAAGUGGUUGAGUUUAUAAGGGGAACGCUAUUACGUUUAAUCAGACAGAUUGAAAACAGUUCUGGCGGAAUAGAUAAUCUUGAUGGCAUUUCGUAUCGCCUGGACUGGCUGUACAACUCCAUGGCACGAUAUUUCGGAGGGCAAGGACAAGAUGUUGAUGAACAAGUUAUUACCCUUGUCGGUAAUACUAACGAUAUCCUGAGGCAAAACGUGCAGAAUGUUUCUCACUCCUACUCAGUUGCCCGUGUGUCUACUGGAGGACGUGGGCGACCAAAAUUAAAUAUUCCGCAAGACCAACUGCAGUUUCUUGUUGAGAGAGGUUUUACAAUCCCAGAGAUUUCGCGUAUGCUGAGCACAAGUGUAAGAACAAUUGAAAGGCGCUUACAUGAUUUUGGACUGUCAGCGACCGAAAAUUAUUCGCAUAUUGAUGAUGAGUCUCUGGACAGGAUCAUACAAGAAAUCUUGCGAGAUUUCCCUUCAUUUGGAUACAGGCGAAUGACAGGUGCUCUCACAAGCAGAGGUAUCAAAGUUCAGCAAGUGCGUAUCCGUGAAGCUAUGAGACGAGUUAACCCAGAAGGAGUUCUUCUUCGCGCGUUAGCAAUUAACACUGUAAAUAGGCGUAAGUACCAGGUUUAUGGUCCGCUAGCACUUUGGCAUGUCGAUGGUAAUCACAAGCUUAUCAGGUUUGUGCUUUUACAUUUGAUAGUGAUACGGUUAAAUGGAAUCACGAAUAUUACAUAAAUGAAUAUAUGUGAUGUGUGUUCCAUGAAAUGGCCCAUUCCAUUUAAUAUACCCCCCCCCCCCCGAAAAUUUCUGAGGGGGGUUGAAAAAGCCGUUUCCGAGGGGUUGUGUGCAUCGGCAUCCUUUGAUCUUUGCGUUUUUUUCCAAGGGGUAAGGCAAAAAUUUCUUAAUUUCUGGAGGGGUGUUUGUGUCGGCACUUUGAUCUUUUUUUCUUAGGGGUUCAAAUUUUAUUGACUUUGUCCACAGGGGGGUGUGUACAUUAAAUGGAAUGGCCCAAUGUACUAGCUGCCUAUACUAUUAAUAGUUGUUGUAUACAGGGUGUAUAAAAAAAAACGAGACCUUUCGAAAUCAAGCAUAUUGUUAAAAUUUGAAUGCCAUUUCAAUUGCACAUAUGCUGAACUGUGGUGCGUGAAAUAUUGAUGGAGUGCAUAUAUUAGAAAAAGGAGACCUUUAGAAAUCAACCAUUGUUAUAAUUUGAAUUCUGGAGCACUUUGCUAAGCACAUAGCAGAUUGUUCCCAGAAGCAGACAAUCUUUUGUUUAAACGUUAUUUCAAAUUCUAAAGGUCUCCUUUUUCUAAUAUAUGCGUCCAUCAAUAUUUCACGCACUACGUUUCAGCAUAUGUGCAAUUGAAACGGCAUUCAAAUUUUAACAAUAUGCUUGAUUUCUAAAGGUCUCCUUUUUUUUUAUACACCCUGUAUAUACUUUUAGUAUUUUUGCACAAGUGAACACAACAAAUCCUACAAUGUGAUUGGUCAAAUUUGUCGUAUUAAUCUGUCAUAUUCACCUACAGGUGAAUACAACAAAAUCAAAAUUUUUAAAAUGCCAGCUAGCCGUUUUGUUAAAAUUAGUGAUAAAGAAAUAAGCGAAAUUAAAAUGAAUUCAGACCAGAAAAACAAAAAACCUCGACUUCAUCUCGGCGAAUAUUCCCCGAUAAUCACCUUGCCUUCAGCGAAUAAUUGUUAAAUAUUUUGACUUGACAGGUGGCGAAUAGUGAUUCACGGGGGAAUUGAUGGCUAUUCAAGGAUGAUUGUAUUUUUGAAGGCCAACCCUAACAAUACAGCAGCUACUGUAUUUGGUGUAUUCGUUAGAGCUGUUGAACGAUUUGGUCUACCUUCACGUGUACGUACUGACAAAGGUGGUGAGAAUGUAGAUAUUGCACGAUAUAUGCUGUCACACCCUCUUCGUGGUCCUGAUCGUGGCAGUCACCUAACUGGCAGAAGUGUUCACAACCAGCGUAUAGAGCGUCUGUGGAGGGAUGUUUUCUAUGGUUGCACUCACACAUUUUAUACACUAUUUGGUUGCAUGGAGGAUUGUGGUAUACUAGAUCCUUCAAAUGAGGCACAUUUAUAUGCACUGCAUUAUGUAUUCCUCCCACGAAUCAACAAGCAGUUAACGGAAUUUGUGAAUGCACAUGCUAGAGCUCCAACAAGUCACCUGAGCAGCUUUGGAUUUCAGGACUUUUGA